CACGCGCGCGAGCGCGAACAAUUGACCGGUUUAUCGCGUCAAGUUGCACGAAAGAUAUUACAGCGAGCGGCGCGUAAUAAUAUUUCGAAACAUAAUAACGAUACAUCACACACGAGCCGUUCGCUCGUAAUGACGUGGCAAAUACGGCGCGCUGUUGUACGUAUUAUGGAAUCGCCACUUACUGAGCGCGAAUUACUGAAAGUUAAAACGCAUCCGCUCGCGCACGCUUCAGUAACCGUGCGACCGUUGUUGAAUUCGCGUCGCAACUGCCGCUGUCGCCGGCCGAUUCGCACGCUCGCUCGCAUUCGAAUUCCAGUAGAUACCGCUCGACGAGCGCGCGAACCGGUCGUGCGGCCACUUUCGCCGGCCGUGAUUUUCCUCGCCGCGGUGUUUUCGCCUCUGGCGCGAAGACGCCAGAGUAAUCGCCUCGUCGUUCGAUCGCGCGUCGGAGUCAACGGCGCAAUCCGGGUGCAAUAAGUGCAGCGCUUCGCGACGUUAUGCGGACGCAUGCCGGCGGGCGGCAUUGUCGGUGUGCCAAGUUGGCGUUUGAUAAAGCGCGCGCGCGCGCGAUACGACGGGAGUACAUCCGCGGUGACGCUUUGUCCGCGCGGCUGGACGUUGUCUCGCUCGGCUGGAGGUGCACCUUGGCACCUGACACCUACGGGCGAAUCGCUGGCGGGAAAGACGUAAGGCGUAACCUCGAGGCGAAUUAAGCGCGAAUCAGCCGCAUCGCACGCGAGUAUUCUCCCGCGCGCGAUCGUCCCGCCGCGACGCGCGGCGCCGCGAAAUAAUAGCUCGCUGUUGGCGCUAGGCGUUCGCGCUCGUGCGACGAUAUCGUCACUUCGUGACGGACAAAGCGUGUAACGCCUGUUAUCGCCGGCGACGACGAGCGCAGCAUAUUCAUUCAGCGGUCUUCGGCCAGCGAGGCAGCAAAAUGUACGUUGGAUGAACGAGCGAACACGACGCUCUUCUCUUCCCCGCUCGCACCGCAUUCUGUAAUCUCGCGUCGAUAGCGGCACGACCGCUGCGCGCCGGCACGCGUCAUCCGCGCCAAGAUACUACGCCAAGAAGAGGAGGAAUCUCUGUGUUGUCGUGCAUACACGCCGUUUCCCUUCGUCAACAUCAAUUCGGUAGUCGGGCUCUCCGCCCGUUGGAUGUGUCGGCGAGGGUGAAAUCGAGCGUGAGAAGCAGUCGAAGAUCGUAUCGAUCGCGCGGAGACAAGUGACGUCGGCGACGGCGUUUCGAGAUGUGAUACAGUCAUCGGCGUCAUCGAGUCGCAUUAGCAUCGAGAUCGCAUUGAAUAUCCUCAGGAGCAAUGGCGGGCUACGUGCGUUUUCUGUUCGCCAUAAUGCUAUGCAUCGCGAACGCGAUCAUCUACGGGCUGAAGGUGAACCUCGCGACCGCCAUCAUCGGCAUGGUGAAGAGGAAGCCCGGCGUGCCAGAUUGGUCGGACGAAUGUCCGGAGUUCGAGCCCGACACGAGCGAAGUCACCGACAUCGACGGCCCGUUCGACUGGUCGUCGAAGGAGCAAGGUCUCGUCGUUAGUAUGUACUUCGCUGGAUAUCUCGUUGGGAUGUUUCCAUCGGGAUACUGCGCGGAUCGAUUCCACACGAAGACGGUGUUGCUGUUCUGCGUGUUGGGAAACGCGCUGCUAACGAUCUUGGUGCCGGUCGCUGCGAACGCGCUGAGCGCGCUCUACACCGUGAGAUUUUUGACCGGCGUGGUGAGCGCGGCGAAUCUACCGAUAGUGAACGUCCUCGUGGGGAAAUGGGUCAUCUACGAGGAGAAGAGCAUGUGGGUCGGCAUCAUAUACGCCGGCACGUCGCUCGGCACGGUGAUAUCCAUUCUCACCUCGGGCAUGAUAUUGAAUUUCAUGGGCUGGGAGGCGAUCUUCUACAUUCACGGGAUACUGCCGUUGAUUUGGUGCGUUGUCUUCUAUAUAUUUUUCGAGGACUCGCCGGAGGAGCAAAAGUACAUCACGGAGGAGGAGAGGUCGCUCAUCGUCAACUCGUACGGCCACCGCUCGCCCGGCACCAGGAAGAUGAAGAUUCCUUGGAAAAGCAUCUUCACGUCGGUGCCGUUCUGGGCUCUGAUCGCCACCAACACCUUGGGCAACUUCUGCUGGUACUUCCUGCUCACUCAAAUGCCGCUCUACAUGAACAAGAUAUUGCGGUUCGACGUGAAGUCGAAUGCUAUUAUUACUUGCACGCCGUACUUCAUAAAUGCCUUCACUAAUCCUCUCCUGGGAAAAAUGUUGGACUGGGGACGGCAGAAGGGAAUUUGGACUCAGACCAUUGCCCGUAAAAUCGCGGUGUUCGUAAGUUCUAUACCGCCUAGCAUCUUCCUGAUCAUAAUCGCGUACAUUGGCUGCGCUCGCGUGACGUCUACCGUCCUGCUGACUCUCAGCAUAGUGGUCUGCGGCGCUAUAUUCGUCGGCCACCUUUGUAAUCAGAACGAUCUGGCCCCGAAUUACGCAGGAAUUCUCAUGGGCAUUACAAACACGCCGGGCACGAUCUCGGCCUUUAUCCUGCCACCGAUAGUCGGCGCCCUCGUGGAGGAAGGACACACUAUGGCGCGUUGGAGGUACGUCUUCUGGAUCACCGUCAUCGCUCAAGUGCUCGGCUUCUUGAUAUUUGUGACCUUCGGGUCCGCAAAAAUUCAAGAGUGGAAUUACGCGGCGCCAGACGUGGAGAAUUGGGACACUGAGGAGCAGCAACGAGGGCCGCGUCAAGAGGAAACCAAGACAUGAUCUAGGAAAUUACUUUAGCCAAGAGUAGUUCGUAUCAGAGGAUUUCAACGAUAUGCACGUCUCUUUUUUCCUUUCUUUUUUUCUAACGCGAAUCCCGUAGCGCAUGCUACGCAAACAGGUAGUUGUUAUCUCCGAUGAUUUAUCAUUCUUUAUCUAUCACUCCGCGUACGAUGUCAUUAUGUUAUUAUGCACAGGAGACGCCUUGUGACCUUCGCGAUGUGCGCGACUUUGUACGCCUAGUUAAUUUUGUGCAUUUUAUAUAUAUUUUUAUAUAACGACGCCGGCCAUCUUGGACGAAUCUAUUAAGAUUUACUCUUGAUAUUUUCUUAGCGUGUCGCCAUCUUGGCGCACUUUUAGACACGUGUUUAUACACACGCAUAUUUGCAAUAUAUAUUUCGAAACCGUUUCGAAUCUUUUUACCUAAAACGCGUUUUGCGCGAGAUAUUACAAGUGCCAUUGUACGAACCGCCUUAUACGGGCGACAAUUUCGCCAAAUCUCGGUAGCGGCAGAUUUUGAUAGAAAAAUCCGGGAAAUAAAGGACACGAUGUGUAAUUUCAUUCAA
This is a messenger RNA of Harpegnathos saltator (Jerdon's jumping ant), 3312 nucleotides long. Its product is annotated as sialin. The record is from RefSeq and is a predicted model, not a curated record. Gene Ontology annotation, biological process: transmembrane transport; monoatomic anion transport. The coding region runs from base 1316 to 2749 and encodes 477 amino acids. Gene Ontology annotation, molecular function: transmembrane transporter activity. The transcript has 6 exons. NCBI's taxonomy places the organism in Eukaryota, Metazoa, Arthropoda, Insecta, Hymenoptera, Formicidae. Gene Ontology annotation, cellular component: membrane.